Molecule: messenger RNA, 387 nt
Organism: Parathielavia appendiculata
Lineage: Eukaryota; Fungi; Ascomycota; Sordariomycetes; Sordariales; Chaetomiaceae
Exons: 2
Biological process (GO): microtubule-based movement
Cellular component (GO): cytoplasm; cytoplasmic dynein complex
Molecular function (GO): dynein intermediate chain binding
Source: RefSeq, a predicted model, not a curated record
CCUGAUGCGCUCGACGAGACCUUGGGCCGCCUUUCUAGGAAACCAGGCGUCAGGGCAACGAUGGUGCUGGACCGUGCCACGGGAAGCAUCUUGAAGACGAGCGGCCCUGUUGGCUCAGUCCGGAAAACGAAGACGUCUGGAUCCUCGGCGCCCGCUGUCGGGACUUUCACCCAGGAAGCCGACGGAAGCAGCGCCGACCACGACCAGGGCGCAGAGGAACUGGCGGCAAUGAUAUGGAAUUUUGUCAGUACCGCUGGCAGCUUUGUGCAAGAACUCGACAGCGAGGAUGAAGUGAAAUUGCUACGCUUGCGGACCAAGAAGCAAGAAUUUGUCAUUGUUCCCGACUCCAAGUACCUAUUGAUUGUGGUUCACGACACCUCAGCAUGA